AUGGCCGUACAAUAUAAGACGAAACCACCAAGUGAAGAGUGCAAAUGGAUAUGCAUAUAUCCGUUGUAUAUGAAUUCUCGAAAGACCAUUGCACAGGGGCGAAGAGUGAACAAGAAUAAGGCAGUGGACUCGCCAACAGCACAGGAAAUUUACGAUAUCUUGUCAAAUGCUGGCAUGAAAGUCAAACUUGAGAAACAAAAGAUGCAUCCUUUGGAUCCGAAUCGUGAUGCUAAUGCUCAAGGGAGAGUGCGAGUACAGUUAUGGAAUGAUGAUGGUUCUCUAUGUGACGAGAAAUUUCCAACGAGAAUGUCACUGAUGUUAUACGCAUGUGAAAUGGUGCCAAAAUUAAAAACACGGCAAGUUGGUGGGGGAACAAUAUCACAAGCUUCUUCAGGUAGCGGAGUUGGCGGCGGUAAGACCAAUAAAAAGAAGAAGCGAUAG
Messenger RNA from Loa loa (African eye worm), 441 nucleotides. RefSeq names its product SRP19 protein. The transcript is spliced from 4 exons. The record is from RefSeq and is a predicted model, not a curated record. Gene Ontology annotation, biological process: SRP-dependent cotranslational protein targeting to membrane; SRP-dependent cotranslational protein targeting to membrane, signal sequence recognition. Lineage: Eukaryota; Metazoa; Nematoda; Chromadorea; Rhabditida; Onchocercidae. The coding region runs from base 1 to 441 and encodes 146 amino acids. Gene Ontology annotation, cellular component: signal recognition particle, endoplasmic reticulum targeting. Gene Ontology annotation, molecular function: 7S RNA binding.